UCAGCUGCCAGCAUCUGAUUAAAACCAUAUCGCUCGCUGUGAGUGGCUAACUAAUCUGAAGGCGAGAGCGCAACAGAAUAUUUAACCGGGGCCCCGGUCCCAGCCAGGCUACCGGCUGCUCUCACCGGAUCAUGCCCGGAGCGGCACGGAUAUAGCCCCCUACAGUGAACAUAACUGGCCACAGUCCCAUCAUGUCUACUGAAGCUGAAACUACUGCUACCAACAGCCAGCCUGAACAACAGGCUCCACCAAAGGCACAAUCUUCAAAGAAGGAAAAAAAGAAAGGGCCAGAAAAAACAGAUGAAUCUCUCUUGGCUAGAUUCAAAGGUGAUGGUGUAAAAUACAAGGCUAAACUGAUUGGCAUAGAUGAUGUUCCCGAGGCAAGAGGAGACAAAAUGAGUCAGGAUUCAAUGAUGAAGCUGAAGGGAAUGGCAGCAGCAGCCCGUUCCCAGGGCCAACACAAACAGAAGAUCUGGGUAAACAUCUCCCUCUCUGGUAUCAAGAUAAUAGAUGAAAAAACUGGGGUCAUAGAACAUGAGCAUCCAGUAAACAAAAUCUCCUUUAUUGCUCGGGAUGUAACAGACAAUCGUGCCUUUGGCUAUAUAUGUGGAGGAGAAGGCCAGCACCAAUUUUUUGCCAUAAAAACAGCCCAGCAGGCUGAGCCUCUGGUUUCUGAUCUUAAGGACCUCUUCCAACUAAUUUAUAAUAUGAAGAAGAAGGAAGAAGAAGAAAAGAAAAAGAAUGAUGGUGAAGAACUGCCUGCUGAUCAAGCUGAUAAAAUGAAACCGGGAGUUGACCAGAUGGACUUGUUUGGGGAUAUGUCAACACCACCUGAUAUGAGCACUCCCACAGAAGCUAAAGAGAUUCUGUUAGUGGAUUUUAAUUCUGAAAUUGAGACCAAACAAACCUUUGCAAAAGAGGAUCUCUUCUUGAAUGGCAUCACAGCCUCUCUUCCACAACCAAAGGCACAGUCACCCUUCUUGCCUGAGAGUUCUUUCUCUACCAAUCUCAGCUUCUUUCCUACACCUAAUCCAGACCCUUUCAGUGAUGAUCCUUUCACACAGCCAGCCCAAUCUGCACAACCUUCAUUUGAUUCUCUAAAAUCUGAUCAGAAGAAAAGUCCAACUACCUUGACAUCAGGGGGUAAUGGUGAUCCAAAUGGUGAUGUUGACUACUUUGAUAAACAGUUUGACCAGAUUUCUAAUAGAACUGGCAAACAAGAAGCACUAACAUGCCUGUGGCCACCAGUGAGUAAGUCACCUGCAGCAAGAAUUCCCAAUGUGAUACCAGAGAGAGAAAGGAAUGGCUUUCCUGAAGCCCCAACAAACCUGUUUCUGGAAGGUGCUUCCAAAGGAACAUCUCUGCAGAAUGGAGUAAAACUGGAUUCUGAAAACAAUAUCCAGCUCAUGCCACGUGAGCCUAUAACAAUUAGUCCACCACCACAGAGUACCAAACCAGGAAGAGGAAGGAGAUCCGUCAAGGCUACAUCGGAUGACUUGUUCAGCUCAGACUUCUUUGUGCCAUCUACAGAGAGCCUGAGCUCAGGGGCACAGCCAGCAGCUUCGUCAACUAACCCACUGGACCUUUUCAGAAACAGCUCUACCACAGCAUCUCCAUUGGGUGCUAUAGGUGGCUUGCAAUUAACUUCAACACCAUGGACCCCACAGGAAAUUUCCUUCGCUCAGGCCACAGCAAUCUUUCAUGCGUCAAUGAUGUCUGCUCAGUCUCCAGGAUUUACUCAGCCACUUGCCUUAGGUACUCAGGCAGUGUCAGGCUGGAACCAGUCUUCACCUUUUGGUGCUGCACCCACUCAGUCUUCUGGUCUCUGGUCACAGCCAGCACAAGUUGCACCCAGUUCCUGGGCACAGUUCCAGAGCAGCAUCACAUCCUCAGCGCUCCCAGCCCAGACAGCCUCAGCGCUGCCCUCCAUGUCAACAGCAGCUAGCCCACCCCAGCCACCACCCAGAACUACGCUGCAAAAGGAGCUGUCUAAGAAAGAGAGUGAUGCGUUCAUUGCUCUGGAUCCACUUGGGGAUAAAGAAAUGAAGGAUGUCAAGGAAAUGUUCAAAGACUUCCAUCUGACAAAGCCUCCUGCAGUACCAGCAAGGAGAGGAGAACAGCAAAGCCUUUCAGAACCACCAAAGCCUGUUCCUCGACAAAGUGUGUUGCCAGCUGAAGGCCUGUUUGAAAGUCAAGAUAAAACAGAUCCUUUCGGUGCCUCAUCUAAGGAAUCUCAGAAUCCACCUUCUGGUCCUUUUGGUGAUCAAUUUGGCAACCCAUUUGCAUAGAUCAGGUAUAACCAGAAAAGGACAAAUGGAAUAACUGGACCUCUUCUCAACGUGAUUUUUCUAUGUGUUUCACUUUGCUGUCUGCUAUUCUUGCUGAUGUUUCAUGAUGUCUGCAGUCUGAACUCUAUCCAGGUGGAUUGAAGCAUGGACUCUCAAAGAACGUGCUGUGAAGACAAUUCAGGGCAAAGCAAAUGGGGAUAUUGACUCACGCUGAAAACCCAAAUUUAAGUUGGUGGAUGUUACCUUUACUUUGGUUCUUUGCACUCCUUUACAGAGAGGCUGGUAGCACAGAGUAAUGUGUCUUGUACCAUUUCCCUUUACAUAGCACUUACUGUCCCAAAAUAGAGGAGCUUAAUGUUCCUUGGGGAGAGAUGUUGCCUUUGCAUAAGGGUCUAGAAUUAGUAGCUGAAAGUCCGCAACAUAAACAACUAGGUCAUCUGCUCAUGAUGAUAGCAGCAGCCAGUUGUAAAGUUAAGGGGAUGCUAUGGAGUUCUAAUUGGUGACUGGACAGAUUACUUGGUCUCUCAGCCACAAAAAUGUAACUAUACGUAGAGGAAAAUAAUCUAAUACUGGCCUAUUUAACUAAAAGUAAAGGCAUCAUUCCACCAUAAAUGUGUCAUUAAGGGACUGCGGAGUCUGUAACAGCACUGCUGAAGCCCUGAGUACUAGAGGCCUACACUGUAAACUGAAAAACUUCUUGCAGAACAUUUAGGUAGCUGUGGACACUAACUGUUGUCUUGGUGCUAAUAUGGCAGUUUUCAGGGAGGGAAAACUACUAGGAUUACUUUCCUGUUAAGGUGGCUUGGCAAACAAAUGAAACAAGCAGGUAGGGUUCUUACUUAUAUCUCUGUGAGUCCCUGAUGUGCUCAGUUUGAUUUGUCACUUGGUGUCCUGAGGGAUGUUUCCAGCCUGCUAGAAAACAAAAACACCAAAAGGCUUCACUCCAUGCCUAAGCUCCUGGUGAACAGAUGCACCACCUCUGUGCCAUUAAUGUGAGGUAAAAAAAUCAUCUCUUGGAAAGCUUGCCUUUUCUCAAGAGCCUCUUUACUAACAGGUUUUGGAACCAGAUACAACUGCCUGUGACAGCUACAUUCUUGGCCAGUGGUGAUGACUGAUGUGUCAGAAGUUUUUCUGUUAAUGUUAAGUAUAAACUUGAAAUGUUAUUGUUAAAUCAAAUGCCUAAGCCAUUGCUAAACUGGAGAGCUAAGAAAGUCAACUUGAAUACCGCCUUAGUACCCAAUUCAGCCAGUCAUGCAAUUAGUCUUGUAUACAAACUUCUCUUGCACUUUCUGUAAUGCAAAAAUGUUUAUAAAAAUUGAAAAAAAAUCAUGAAUUUAAGUUUUUGUCUCAAACUGGAAAUGUAGAAACUUAUUGAUGUUACACUGUUAUUAUAUAAAACUGUAGUACCUGUUACUUAAUGGCAUUAAAAAGAAGCAACUCUUCAUAUCAAAUGAA
Zonotrichia leucophrys gambelii is the source of this 3743-nucleotide messenger RNA. It is a transcript of the gene DAB2, whose product is annotated as DAB adaptor protein 2. Lineage: Eukaryota; Metazoa; Chordata; Aves; Passeriformes; Passerellidae. Gene Ontology annotation, biological process: positive regulation of endocytosis; receptor-mediated endocytosis; negative regulation of canonical Wnt signaling pathway. The record is from RefSeq and is a predicted model, not a curated record. Gene Ontology annotation, cellular component: plasma membrane; cytoplasm. The coding region runs from base 192 to 2288 and encodes 698 amino acids. The transcript has 14 exons.